This is a messenger RNA of Fusarium redolens, 2004 nucleotides long. Its product is annotated as mate-domain-containing protein. The transcript has 6 exons. Gene Ontology annotation, cellular component: membrane. Lineage: Eukaryota; Fungi; Ascomycota; Sordariomycetes; Hypocreales; Nectriaceae. Gene Ontology annotation, biological process: xenobiotic detoxification by transmembrane export across the plasma membrane. The record is from RefSeq and is a predicted model, not a curated record. Bases 1 to 2004 code for a protein of 667 amino acids. Gene Ontology annotation, molecular function: xenobiotic transmembrane transporter activity; antiporter activity.
AUGUCGUUGCCAGCUACUUCACCGCUCAAUCCCGACGGCGGACGUCGAGGAAGACGACAUUCUAUCUUUGCUGAUUUUAUACCAGACGAUCUUGCAUUUCCUCCGCCGUUCAUCGACCCGACUCCAAAUGUGGACGAGAUUCUCAACCGAGAUAUUGACGAAUGUUCCUCUGAAGAUGAACACCGCGAUGAAGAAGCCGUCGAAGACCCGCGAUACGUAAACGAAACAGACGUCCAAUUAGCCUUUCACCCAACAGGCAUCGCUUUCGGACAAGGCUUCUCAGCCGUUCCUCCAUCAAACAUCGACAUCCCGCCCCCAAACCCCCACGACUUUGAACAAUCUCUCCGCGCUGAAGUUUCCCUCCUUCGCGACAACGAUAUCAUACCCCCGAAGCAUCCUCCUACAGGAUGGAAGACCACAAAGCUCGGCCGACUGUAUCGGCACCUGUUUAGUACGCGCGUGCACGAUCAUGAUAAGCCCCUGUUUGCAGCGGAAGACUCGGGUGAGACGACGCCGUUGUUGCGAGAGAGAGUUGUGAGGUUUGAUGGGAUCCCGCCGACGCCGGGGCCGGAUGAGGUCCAUAAGAGAUGGGAGGAGGCGCUUGCGUCGCAUAAGAUUGAGACGACGUGGCAGCGUGAGACUAAGACGUUGAUUCAAUAUGCGCUGCCUCUGAUUGUCACUUUUCUCUUGCACUAUUCCGUUACCGUCGCCUCGGUCUUGACAGUCGGUCGUCUCGGCAUGGAGGAGCUCGCCGCUGUCAACUUGGCUACCAUGACUGCCUCAAUCAGUUACUACGUCCCAGUCCAGGGCCUAGCAACGUGCCUCGACACCCUUUGCGCGCAAGCAUACGGCUCUGGCCACAAACAUCUUGUCGGUCUUCAAGCGCAGAGGAUGACCUAUCUUCUCUGGUUACUCAUGAUUCCCAUCGCUAUUGUCUGGUGGUUCUCAGAACCUAUCCUCGCCGCAGCCGUCGGCCCCGGUCGUACAACAACAUUGGCCGCUAUGUAUAUGCGCAUUCUCAUCGCGGGCAUGCCCGGCGUAUCAGCCUUUGAGAGUGCAAAGAGGUUUGUUCAGAGUCAAGGUUUAUUUCAUGCUACAACCUAUACCCUCCUCGUUGGAGCGCCGUUGAGCUUCUUGCAGAAUUGGCUGUUUGUGUUCAAGUUUGGAUGGGGCUUCCCUGGUGCGGCCAUUGCUAUGGCUGUUACCCACAAUCUCCUCCCGAUUCUGCUGAUUCUGUAUGUGCGGCUUUUCGAAGGUUAUGAGUGUUGGAAGGGCUUCAGCCGCAAAGCUUUCACAAACUGGGGUCCGAUGAUCAAAUUGGCUUUGCCGGGAAUGAUCAUGAUUGAAGCCCAGUUCUCAGUUCUUGAGAUCCUCACCAUCGCUGCUGGACGGUUUGGUACAGCACAACUAGCCGCUCAAGGAGUCUUGGUGACUGUGACCUCGACAUCCUUCAAUAUCCCGUUCCCCUUGGCUAUCGCGACAUCAACUCGCGUCGCAAACCUCAUCGGAGCCAACUUGAGCAAAGCCGCACGCGUGACAGCCAAAGUGGCCAUCUUCGCCGCACUCAUCGUCGGCAUCUUUAAUUUAACCAUCUUGACGACCCUCCGAAGGCAAAUCCCUGCUGUAUUCACCGAAGACGAACAAGUCAUCGACAUCGCAUCCAAAGUCAUUCUCGUCUGUGCAGUCAUGCAGAUUUUUGACGCACUAGCAGCUAUCUCUCACGGUCUUCUCCGCGGUAUCGGACGCCAGUCCAUUGGCUCUUACGCCAAUCUCUUCGCAUACUACGUAGUCGCUUUGCCAAUUGCCCUCGGUACCAGCUUUGGGCUCGGUUGGGGGUUAGCUGGUCUCUGGGUUGGCUUGACAGCUGGACUUGCUAUCGUAUCGGGCCUGGAGGCCAUGUAUCUGUACUUCACAGAUUGGGAGGAAGCUGUGAAGCAAGCUGAAGCUAGAAUGCGAACGGAGACGACUAGAAGACGAUCUUCUCUGUCUGGACUUUCGCACUAA